Funneliformis caledonium is the source of this 216-nucleotide messenger RNA. The record is from the annotation of a GenBank genome assembly. Lineage: Eukaryota; Fungi; Glomeromycota; Glomeromycetes; Glomerales; Glomeraceae.
UUGUUCUCAGAAGAAUGCACGAGGCCAAAACAUAAACGAAAAUUUUGGUAUCACAAAAAUAAUGAAAACUCAACACCUCCUUUGGAUCGUGAAAAGAUGUACAUUAAGAAUCCACUGUUUGUCCCUCAAAUGCCUGCUUAUAAGAAUGAUAAAAAAAAAGUAAUGUUCGAUUCAAAAUCUAAAUAUUUAUCGAACGAGUAUGGAAUUCUUGCUUAG